AGCAACGGCCCGACAUGGAGGCGCAAAAUCUACAGGCCGCGUCGACUUAUGUUAACAAUCUCCUGCUGGCUCGGGGCCUGUUGAAGAGUGGUCAGGCGAUUGAUUUCGCCAAUCCCGACAACCAUGAGGGGGGCAUCGAUGCUACGAUGGCGCGGGUUAUCAACUUGGUCAACGAUCUGGUUUUGAGAAGAGACCGUGAGGCUGAGCACCGUGAAAGCUUAGCGACGACGAUUCGAGUGUUGCGUGCCAGCGAGUCCGAGCAGACAUUGGAGAUUGGGAAACUAAAAAUGAAAGCGUCCGAGUUAACGCGAUCGCUCGCUUUGGCGGAAGCCUCGGAGCGUGCGAUCAAGUCAAAUAUGUCAGGUGUCGAAACCACGAUCCGCGGACUCAAAGAACAGGUCCAACGCAUGAAAACGACCGUCCAACAAGUUCGGGCGCAAUGCGCCAAUGAUAUCCGCAAGCGAGAUCUUGAAAUGCAGAAGCUCAAAUCACACCUAGCCGAGCGACAACGAGGGAAGCGUGAGGGGUUGAGUGUUACUACAAUCAACAUCAACCCCGCGGCAAAGGGGUCGCAACUGGGAGCCAGCGGUGGAGAGCGAGUCCACGAUCCCGGGUACAGCUUACAACAGGAGACGACCGAAUUCUUGACGGAGCUAUGCCAGAACCUCAGCGAUGAAAACGAUACCCUGAUUGAACUUGCGCGAAACACCCUGACAACACUGAAGGAACUACAAGGGUUGCCGGAAUCAGAGGAGCAGGACGGUGACGAUGAAGUCUCUGGAAUGGCUACCAGCGUUGGAUCGCAGAAGUCGGCUUCCGCCGUGACCUCACUGCCUACAUCGUGCGAGGAGCUGUCUACACGUAUGGACGCCGUUCUGGACCAUCUGCGGACACUCUUGACCAAUCCUUCGUUCGUGCCACUGGAAGAAGUUGAGAUCCGAGACCGGGAGAUUGGACGAUUGCGCGAAGGCUGGGAGAAGAUGGAGAACCGCUGGAAGCAAGCAGUCACCAUGAUGGACGGGUGGCAGCGACGGCUGGCAGAUGGCGGUGACUCGGUGCGAGUGGAAGAGCUCAAGCGUGGCAUGACUCUGGAUCUGAGCUUUACAUCUACCGAGGAUGUUAGCCGGCUAGAGACGACCAAUAUCUCACCGAUUCUGGAGGACCAGCAAGAGGAAGAAGCGGAGGGAGAAAUGAAUGAGACUGAGGACCGGGGUCAAGAGCAGCCCGAGACUUUGAACACGCGAGAGACUCGAUCCAAGAUCCGCAAAGUGCCCGAGCGGUCCGAUCGGGCCUUGCGAGAGCGCAGUGACAAUGCUACAGCCAGGCCCAAGCGGCUCCGAAAAGUCUCUUUCACCCCAGGCCUCCAAGGAUCACCCUGUGAGCCCAGCACGCAAGACGAGGAAACUCUUCAAAUCAAAGCACACAAGUCGGAGGCUGUGACUCGACGGCCAUCGCGACGAAAGACCGAAACCAGUUCAACUCGCCAGACCACCGCCAAGGACCCUCAACUAAGCGUCUCCCAAAAACUAGCCGCCGUCGAAGACGAAGCCCGUCUGGCGGAGCAAUCACGCAAAGAGCGCGAGUCGCGAAAACGAAGUCGGCCAGAGAAGGCCUACAGCCGGGCUGGUACUCGGCGGCGGAGUACUCUGACGAGCGAUGAACUGGAAGAUUUGAUGGGGGUCCCAUCGCGGUAGGAAAACUGAAGUUGGCUAACGGGGAGUGAUACUUACUUUCCAUCUAAUCUACACCCUGUACAUAUACUUCGGAUGAUCGAGCAUUGUAAUUAUGGAGUCGCCGCUUUUCGUUUUGUGCUGUCAUGAUGUUCGGUUAUGAAAAUUUAUCCAUG
Messenger RNA from Penicillium subrubescens, 1846 nucleotides. RefSeq lists its product as uncharacterized. NCBI's taxonomy places the organism in Eukaryota, Fungi, Ascomycota, Eurotiomycetes, Eurotiales, Aspergillaceae. The transcript has 4 exons. The record is from RefSeq and is a predicted model, not a curated record. The coding region runs from base 15 to 1694 and encodes 559 amino acids.